CUCGCAGAAGUGGUCAGUGUGAUUACCAUGCUUGUUAUCAACAAUUUGAGACGUUCCUGUGCCUUGGCGUGCAUCAGGCAGAGAUAACGAUUCCCUCAUAUGGUCUUCAUCAAUGGAAAUCUUCAUUCUUCAAGGAUUUAGUCUAAAGAUAUCUCAUUAUCUCAACCUUGGCAAUAGACGACGUCUUCUAGUUAUUUUCACAUAUACUCCCUCAAGCUGUCUACCUCUCUGGCGUCAACCAUACGUCAGGCAAGAAGCGGGACUAUUCUCAGUCGUGUAAAGAGUGCUAAAAUACUUCGCUGUAUAUCAUUUCUAUCUCGCAAGCUUGCCGAGGACUAGCGUUUAAAACGUGCACAAAGCUACCAUAUAUUGGACAUAUUGGAUUGGAUUGGGCUCUCUGUAAACAAACACACUUGCAUUCCUCGUGAAUCAGAUUUCUGGCUGAAUUGGACUCGAUUGGCUGUUUAACGGUGCAAACGCUAGAUCCAUUCCUUACGACAUUGAAUGAAAUCUAUUUCGUACUGGAUUUGACGAUAAUCAUAAGUGAUCUAUAUCACCAUAUAUUUCUAAUCUUUGUACAAAAUUUACGUGUGGAUUGGUUGGAACUAUCUGUCAAAGAAACGCAAGCUACCUUUACUGUAUGCUAUAUUAAAGUCGUAUGUCUAGUGCUAUUUAAACCUUCAGUGCAACUUGGUAGAUUCUCCUGAAUACCUAGAAGACAAUUUGGUAUUCUGUAAAAAAUCCUUCCGAGUUUCGACACGGACCUGUGUUUCAAAGGGGACAACGUGAGUGUAUAUUUGGUAAACACAUAAAAUCUUCAUAGUCCAGAUAACUUGCAGAGUUGAUAACUUGCAGUGUUGAGCUUAAGACAAUAGUAGUUGAAAUAACUUCUUGAUUUAAAAGAGGAUCAGAACUGCAUUCUUCCUACUUAUUAACUUUAGAAGGUGUCUUAUUAACAGCAUCCUUUGAGAGGGAUUUGCACAUUUUUUUACUCGGAAACAGUGAAAUAGCCUACAUUAAUUUUUGUUACGAAAUCAAUAGGCAUAAUCCUUGCAAAAACUGCGUGAAUUCUGACCGAGUGUAAUAACCUGAACUCUGACUUUUUAUUUCUCGCAAAGCCUAGCCUCGUUGUGAUACCAAUCUAUAUCAAAGAGAAUAUUCGGUCAAGUGGUUUUAAGAUAUAUUAUGGCUAACCUAUUGAACGGUUCGACAUUAACAUUAGUCAAUACAACUUUAAAGAACAGCAUCCUCAAUUCCACCUUAAACCGUACAGUUUCUUCCACGGCUCCAGCUUUGAAUCCAGUGUAUGAUACAUUUUUAAUUAUUCAAGCUUUAGUAAUUAUCGCCAUUAACGGUCUUGUGAUCUUUUUAUUCAUCUGGAAACCAUUUCUUAAAGAAAUUACAAAUUAUUUCCUCGUUAGUUUGGCUAUAAGCGAUGGGCUCACAGGACUUGUGGUUAUACCACUGUACUAUGCUUGUUUUUUAACGGGUCAUGUUGUUGAGAUCUGUUUCAGCUUCGACAUGGUGCAUCGCAUGACGGCAUUUUCAACCGUUUAUCAUUUGCUGCUUAUAACCUGCGACCGUUACGUGGCUAUUACCCGACCGUUUCGACAUAGCAGUACUUUCACAUCAACUGUUGGUUAUCUUCUCCUGACUGUCGUUUGGAGUGCGGCCUUGUUUCUUCCUUUGAUCCAACUUGCCUGGUACGAUCCAUACAACCUAAAGAAAUCAAGCAUGAAGGCGCAACGGUAUGAGCUACACUACAAUAUUACAUGCGCUGUGAUCGCCUUUCUGGUUCCUGUUGUCAUUAUGAUCCUAGCUUAUGCCGAAAUGCUGCGCAUCGUAACACGACAUGCUCGUGCCAUCGAAGCAACAUCUCGACAACAGCAAGCUCUUACUAAAGAGAAACGUGCGAUGGUAAUCUUCGCUUCAAUGCUCUUGGUCUACAUCGUGUGUUGGUUCACAUUCUUCUUCUCAUCACUUGCCCAAGAUCUGGCCCCGAAUUUCCUGCAUGUUCCUGAAUACGUCUACCUCAUCUUGUUUUUUCUCCGCUUCUGUACAUCGAUAAUCAAUCCAAUUCUCUAUGUUUUCUUCAAAACCGAUUUCAAGAAGGCCUUGCGUGAAAUCGUCACUCAAUACAAAUGUAGCGCAAGCACUGUCACCGGUUUCCUGCUUCAAAAUCAUUCAGUUUCUAACAACGAAGAGGACGAUAGCAGUUCGCCGCGAGCACCAAUGCGACAAUACACCUCAAGAACUCGCAAUUGAACUGAAAGAUUGGAAUAAUUUGCAGUUAAGUGUGCCCAGAAAUUUCACACGUCUGAGACUUAAUCGUUCGCUAAAGACCUAGCGGAAAGAUAUGGCAUGCCACAUAAAAAUAGCGGUUUAUUGGCAAGCUAUUAGUUAUAUUUGUAAAUAUCACGAGAGUUGGAGGGUUUAGGGAAGCUUUGUGCAGCGAAUGAUGAUCAAACUAUGAUUUAAGCACAGGAAGAGAUGCAUUUUUCUCACAUUCUUGCCUUUUAUAACAAACGAAAUUUGAAAAUCCUCUUCCUUGUUUUAACAAAGUUGAUCAUGGUCUGUUGUGUUGUCUCGCUUAUUGCAACCCCCCUGACAAUUAACGAGAUAAAUUAAUAAUUUUUUGGUAUAAAAAGACUCGUGCCAACCAAGUUAUUAUCGUAUGUAUAGACGAAGGCUAUUAUUAUAUCCCUUUGGCCGGUUUCCCAAUUUUUUUUAUUAUCUGUCUUGUCAAUUCGGUGUUUUUUUCGAGUUGAUUUUAGAAAUGUUCAGGAAGAACCGACAAACAUAUUUGUUUAUCCAACAGAAUUUCCUAGCGUAAAGUCAAAUCAAGCGAUCAUUCGGUUAGAAUGUAUACUGUGAUAUCGUUCUAUGCUGAUUUACUAGCAAAUGAAACUUGGGUCAAAUAUGUGUUGUACGGCUAUAAAUGAUAAUUUCAUAUAUAUGUAUAUAAAAUAGAGAGCAUUGUAGCUCAGAUUUAAAACAGUAAUAAUCGUAAGUAGUCGCCAUACGAACAGAUAUUCGCGUUAAAAUUGCCAGUUAUCUUUGUUAUUUUGAACAUAUGGCAACAAUUUGUAGAUUCAUUAACAUAUUCUGCGCGUUGUUAGGAACACGCGCGCAUGUUAAGAAUAUUUAGUAGUAAUACAAGU
Messenger RNA from Dendronephthya gigantea, 3161 nucleotides. RefSeq names its product histamine H2 receptor-like. The transcript has a single exon. The record is from RefSeq and is a predicted model, not a curated record. NCBI's taxonomy places the organism in Eukaryota, Metazoa, Cnidaria, Anthozoa, Malacalcyonacea, Nephtheidae. Gene Ontology annotation, biological process: adenylate cyclase-activating adrenergic receptor signaling pathway. Gene Ontology annotation, molecular function: G protein-coupled receptor activity. The coding region runs from base 1186 to 2265 and encodes 359 amino acids. Gene Ontology annotation, cellular component: membrane.